Molecule: messenger RNA, 632 nt
Organism: Sabethes cyaneus
Lineage: Eukaryota; Metazoa; Arthropoda; Insecta; Diptera; Culicidae
Exons: 1
Coding region: 1-612 (203 amino acids)
Source: RefSeq, a predicted model, not a curated record
AUGGAUCAGAAAAGCGAUGGUUUGCAAGUGGAGCGUGAAAUCAACGUGUGCAUCGCUGCCAAGGACUGGAAAAAAGUGAUCGAUUUCGGCCAGGAGGCACCGUUCGAAGAACGAGUCAAGUUUCUAUGGGUUUGGCCGUUGCAAGAGGAUCUCGAAAGGAUACGAAUCUGUUUCGAACGGUUGGCUAUAAGUCGAGUGCUCAGCAUUGGCUGCGGGACAGGUUUGCUGGAGUGGCUGAUAAGUCGUGCGACCGGUAUCCACAUUGCCGGUGUCGAAAAAGACGAAAAUUGGUGGAGAUCCAAGCAUGCUACGACAACGUACAUUCCGAUGCAGUUUGCGGAAGCGUUGAACGAUGCUCACCAAGGCCAACAGCAGCGGUGGCAUGCUUUGAUGUUUUGCUAUUUCAACGAUGGAUGUGCGUUUCGUGAGUACGUGCAAAAUUUUAAUGGGUGCUAUGUGAUCGUUAUCGGGCCUAGAGAUGGGAAAGGAAUUCAUACCGAUCCGAUGCCGUUCCAUGUAAACUUCCCCGCCGAGCAACGCUGGGAUUGGGUUUGCCAGUUCCGAAUCGGAAAUGAAAAUCGAAAUCAUGUUGUAAUUUAUCAGAGGCAGUGACAUAAUAAAGAAAGCAAAUA